AUCAAUUGCUGGAUCAAUAUCACUCACCAGUCUACAGCGGGAAGCUUGAACUACAACAUUCUUAUAUUUCUUGGAACCCGAGCCAGGUGCCAAACAACAGCCAAUGUCGGACACAGACGGAACGUCUGAUUAUUCGACGGCAAAAGGGAAAGGCCGAGUGACAUGCUGUGUUCCACGGUGCGUGCACUACGCGAACCGCCCGGGAUCAGAAGGGCUUUCCUUUUUCACACUACCGUCAGCUACCGACUGGCGCUAUUCAACGUGGCUGCAUCGAAUCCGACGUGAAAGCAGCUGGCAGCCUGGUCCAGGAUCCCGCGUCUGCAGCACUCACUUUCUCCCAUCUGAUUUUCAGACAAAAACCAAAAAGGGAAAGCCCGCAACGCGCGCGCUGUUACUGAAAACGGCUAUCCCAUCGCAGUUUAACUGCCUACCAGUAAAUUCUCAGCCAGCAAACUGUCAACCUUCGCAUUCACGUUCAACCCCAAAAGACCGCUCAGGCAAAAUCUCCACUGGUCCGCCACGGAAAAAAAGAAAACUAGCGGCAUGUGUGCAAACGGAAGUGUGUUCAGCGGAUGUUCAAGCGCUUCGUGACGAACUCGAACAACUGCGAGAUGCAUUCAAACGUCUCCAGGAAGAGUCCCAACAAAAGGAUCUACAGAUUACUGAACUGAAAAAUGAUCUGCGCUAUUUGGAAGCUAAAAAAAAUACGAGAAUUGGUGAGCUGUUGUUGGAAGUUCAAGAGGCAAAUGCAAGUGUGCAAGCGCUGACCAAACGAUUGACCCGGCAAGAAUUUCGCGCCGAAACGUUUGCCGACAGCGAUAAAGCCAUCCAGAAUCUCACUGGGCUGCCGUCCUAUCUCGUUUUGUUGACUUUGUACGAAACCGUCUUUGCAGGAAAAAAUGAGGGUUUUCUAGAUACGUUGCUUUACACCAAGCAAACAGGAGAAGUACCCUAUCCAGACAGAUCACGUGGCGGAGCGCCGAUGGCGCUUGAUGGUUUUAAUCAGUAUUUUUUGACGUUGAUGAAGUUACGAACGGGUAUGACUUACGAAGUGUUGGCCGCCAUUUUCGGGGUAGAUGCACGAACUAUUGGACGUUAUUAUAAUUGCUGGCUUCUUGUAAUGGAUGAAAGGAUGGUAAACAUCUUCAGAAAAUACCCUUAUGAUGGCAUAGAUCCGCUUCCUUUGCCCCCGAAAGUAGCCGCUCUCUUUCCUAAAAUUUCCAUGAUUAUUGACGGAUUCGAAAUCAAAAUUCAAAAGCCAAAGAAUCCUGACGCUGCUCGCAAAUGUUGGUCUAACUAUAAAAAGAGUUAUACCAUAAAAUAUUUGGUCGGCUCGGAGGCUGAUGGAAAUAUGUGUUUUUUGUCCCAUCCUUACCAAGGCUCCAUUUCGGAUCCCGCGAUUGUUAAAGCAUCUAACCUAUUCCUGAAAUUGGGUUUCGGUGAUGUGGUUUUGGCUGAUCGCGGUUUCCAGAUGACUGAAUUAGCCCAAAAACUAGGUAUUAAAUGGAUUGUGCCUCCCAGCGUUCGAAAAGAUGAGAACAUGUCCCGUGAAAAGCUUAAAGAUACUGCAGAAAUUGCAAGAGUUCGUAUUGUUAUUGAAAAUGCCAUCGGCCGAGCUAAGACGUUCAAUCAAAUUCGCGGACCGCUCUACAUCAGUGAUCUGCAACGCAUCGAUACCGAAGUAAGGGUGGUUUUUAAUUUGUGCAAGUUCUUGCCACCAUUACGUGCAUGGGAAGAAUCCGAUCCGGAUAUGAUGGAUUCCGAAAUAAAUGAUCUAGUUCACGAAGAAAGCGCUGAGGAAGUCAGAAUUCUUAGUUUGAAUGACCUGAUAAAGUCGGAGUUUCCGGAUGGCAUACCAGAUGACUACGAUCCGCUCCCAUAAAUGCGAAUUUUGUGUGUACUCAGUAUAUAUGUCUGUUUGUAAAUAACAGCAGUGCACCAUGUAAGUAACAUUUGCGGUUGAAAUGCGCUCA
Paramacrobiotus metropolitanus is the source of this 1973-nucleotide messenger RNA. RefSeq lists its product as uncharacterized. The transcript has 3 exons. The coding region runs from base 104 to 1882 and encodes 592 amino acids. The record is from RefSeq and is a predicted model, not a curated record. Lineage: Eukaryota; Metazoa; Tardigrada; Eutardigrada; Parachela; Macrobiotidae.